AUGACUUCAGCCUUCAACAGGAAUACUUUUAUAUAUCAGCAGGUGGACGCCUUUGAAGGGCACCUCAAGGAACUUACAAACUCAAUUCAGCAGUACGAGCCAAGCGUUGAAGUCGCUGCCAAACUGGUGGCCACUAUGGACACGAUUAACCAAGAAUUAACCCAGCUUGAGAGAUUGCACGAAUUAAAACGAAAUCAGGUAUUUGAACAGAGCAAAGAAAACCUACGAUUAAACGACGGAAUGAGAAAUAUGCUUACAUCUCUGAUAGAAUGUCGAAAAGAAUUAAAUGAUUUACCCAGGUUAAGCAUCCAUGAGCAAUUGCAGCUGGAGGAUCUCGAGGCCAGGAAACCAAAAUUGGACGCUGUGAAAGAACUUGUGGCAUAUGCCAUGAAACUCGCCAAGUUCUCCAAAAUUCCGCGCACCUUUGAUGGUUUCCUAUUGCCAAAUAACUUUAUAUGGCCCGGUGAUGACAAUAUGAGACGAGGAAUGCUGGCAACAGCGUCUCUGAUGCCAGAAAAAAUCGUGCGGCACGAAAAUGGUGAACCGGAUGAAGGAGAGGAUCUUCUAAUGCAAGACACUGAAGAAACACAAAAGCAAGAAGUUGAGGACGAUGAUGAAUUUGUCCCUGAGCGCCGAAACAGUUUCAAAACCUCUGCCAGCCCUGAAAAGAAGGACGCGGCCGCAAUUAUGGCUGGCAUUGAUCUUUUCGAUGAAAGCGACGAUGACUAA
Messenger RNA from Ogataea haglerorum, 729 nucleotides. RefSeq lists its product as uncharacterized. Gene Ontology annotation, biological process: regulation of transcription by RNA polymerase II. NCBI's taxonomy places the organism in Eukaryota, Fungi, Ascomycota, Pichiomycetes, Pichiales, Pichiaceae. The coding region runs from base 1 to 729 and encodes 242 amino acids. Gene Ontology annotation, molecular function: transcription coregulator activity. The record is from RefSeq and is a predicted model, not a curated record. Gene Ontology annotation, cellular component: mediator complex. The transcript has a single exon.